Morone saxatilis (striped sea-bass) is the source of this 1236-nucleotide messenger RNA. RefSeq names its product lipoyl(octanoyl) transferase 2 (gene lipt2). Gene Ontology annotation, molecular function: lipoyl(octanoyl) transferase activity. The coding region runs from base 249 to 944 and encodes 231 amino acids. NCBI's taxonomy places the organism in Eukaryota, Metazoa, Chordata, Actinopteri, Moronidae. Gene Ontology annotation, cellular component: mitochondrion. The transcript is spliced from 5 exons. The record is from RefSeq and is a predicted model, not a curated record. Gene Ontology annotation, biological process: protein lipoylation.
UCUGGCGGGCUGGACCCGGACCCGCUCCCAGCUCCGGACCCGGACCCGGACCCGGACCGGUGCCGGCCGGUGGCGGCGCUGGCCGGUCUGGCAGUCCGAUCGGCGGACCCUGCGGUCGCCAUCUUCCCUGGAGGCAGCAGAGCUACCGGAACCGGAAACAGAACCAUCGAAGAAGAAGAGGUGAACAACAACAAUGGCGGUGCAGAGAGAGAGAGAGAGAGAGAGAGAGUAAAGUUAGAGAGUCCUGGAUGCAGGGCUGCAGGCCGGUGGUGGAGGUGGUCCGUCUGGGCCUGGUCUCCUACCAGGAGGCUCUGCGGCUGCAGCAGGUCUACGUGAACCGCCACCGAUCUGGUCCGGCUCACACUCUGCUGCUGUGUCAGCACCCGCCGGUCUACACCACCGGGAUCCGCCACAAGCCUUACCCGGCACCCCUGCUGGACCAGCUCCGCCUGCUGGGGGCCGACGUCCACCGCACCAACCGAGGAGGCCUCAUCACGUUCCACGGGCCGGGACAGCUGGUCUGCUAUCCGGUCCUCAACCUGGGCGGCUUCAAGAAGAGCGUUCGCUGGUACGUCUGUGAGCUGGAGAAGACCAUCAUCUCCGUCUGCAGCAGGUUUGGUAUCGAAGCGUCGACGUCCCCUCACACCGGAGUCUGGGUCAGAGACAACAAGAUCUGCGCCAUCGGAAUCCACUGCGGUCGAUACGUCACGUCUCACGGUUUGGCUCUGAACUGUAACACCGAUAUGUCGUGGUUCAGACACAUCGUACCGUGCGGUAUCGAAGGUAAAGGAGUGACGUCGCUGAGCGCUGAGCUGCAGAGAGACGUUAGCGUGGAGGAGACCAUCCCUUACCUGCUGGACGCCUUCAGGGACCAGUUCAACUGUCAGCUGAUGGACGGACAGACACCUGAACCUGACGAGGACAGCGGAGAAUCGUCGGCGUAGAAACUGACUUUAUAGAUUAAAACAUGACGUUCUGUUUGAACUCGUUCUGUCGGUUUAAUCUCUGUGUGCGGAACAGAAUGACCUCCAGGAUGUGUUCAUUUACAUGUGGAAUCUUGCUAGCUAAAAUUAGCCCUCAAAUCCCUUUCAAAUUAAUUAAAUUCGUACUUUGAAAUUAACUUUUCAUGUAAGGUUCAGAUUCAAUGUUUUGACUGGGUAACUGGGAUUGAUCCCAAAUUGUUUCUGUUUCUACACCUAUUCAGUAAACCUAAUAAAUCUGGUUUCUACAAUCUGA